Tachysurus fulvidraco (yellow catfish) is the source of this 3054-nucleotide messenger RNA. It is a transcript of the gene kcnab1b, whose product is annotated as potassium voltage-gated channel subfamily A regulatory beta subunit 1b. The record is from RefSeq and is a predicted model, not a curated record. The coding region runs from base 1050 to 2249 and encodes 399 amino acids. Gene Ontology annotation, cellular component: membrane; extrinsic component of cytoplasmic side of plasma membrane; juxtaparanode region of axon. Gene Ontology annotation, molecular function: potassium channel regulator activity; voltage-gated potassium channel activity; transmembrane transporter binding. NCBI's taxonomy places the organism in Eukaryota, Metazoa, Chordata, Actinopteri, Siluriformes, Bagridae. Gene Ontology annotation, biological process: transmembrane transport; potassium ion transport; negative regulation of delayed rectifier potassium channel activity. The transcript is spliced from 14 exons.
UCUCUGUUUUCAUCACACUCGCUCUCUCAGAUUCCUUUUUUUCUCUCCUUCAGCACUUAGCACGGCGAUCAUGGCUCAUUCUCCUCUCCCUCCUCUCUCUCUCCUUCACUACUCUCCUCUCCUCUGCCUGUCUUUUUUCAUUCACACGUUCCUCCAUCAAGCGGAUGUUUCUUUCAAAUCAGCACUGCACUGGUCAAGCUGCACCCUGCUAGUUUUGGGCAAAAAAGGUUAAACUGAAAUAUUUCUUUUGACCUUUGUCUUCUCAGCACUUUCUUCAAUAGGAACCUGCUUUGAAAGGACACGGCUGUAUGUUUGAAAUUUUGCUUGUCCUAUCUUUGCCAGCGUGUGGAUGUCUCUCUUCAUGUGAAAUAGUUUGACAGUUUGUCCUUUUGCUUAACGUCUGUGGUUUUUCUAACUGGUGGUCUUACUGCGGUAGUCAGGGAACCCCCCUACAUUGGUAUCCUAAGGGGGAGGGGGAUACUCACUGAAGCAGAAAACAUAGUAAGGUAAAUAUAGAGAAGAAGAAGAAGAAGAAGAAGAAGAAGAAGAAGAAGAAGAAGAAGAAGAAGAAGAAGAAGAAAAGGAAGAGAAGAACAGAACAGAGAGAAGUGGACAAGGAUCAAUAUAAAAACAUAUAAUUUGUUAUCAGGGACUGGAACUGCUUGGAAUUCUUAAAGCGGAAAGAGUGAAAGCAAGAGAGCAAGAGCAGGAGAGAGAGAGAGAGAGAGAGAGAGAGAGAGAGAGAAUCACAGUAAGUCACACAUGAGCUAUGCUGAACGCAGCAUGUGCCACUCUACAGACUCUGUCACUUUAUGAGGACGACAGUAUUCUCUGAGCUCGGGAAGCUCCAGGACAUUCCACUCUGUAUCUCCAUACACACAGAAGAACGCAGCACAGAUGAAACAGGACAUCACUGUCUUCUUUAAAACCUGCAGGCUCUGAAUCAGCAUCUGUAAGUUCCAGCUCGGACCUUGUGAAGUUUUUGCUACUCGGUCUUCUUCUCCCUCGUUCUGCUCCUGUUCAGGGAUUUAACCAGUUCACUUCUAGCCAUGCAGGUGUCCUUUGCAUGCACCGAUCAUGGGCUAAAGGCACCACGGAACAAUGAGCCAACCAAGCAAAACACAGCGAGUCCGAACACAACAAGUGCAGCCCGGGCUCGGUUCCGCACAGUGGCGCUAAUUGCUCGCAGCCUUGGAUCCUUCACACACCGCCACCACAUCUCACUGAAAGAGUCCACAGGCAAACUCACUGGCAUGAAAUACAGGAAUCUUGGAAAAUCCGGAUUGCGAGUAUCAUGUUUGGGACUUGGAACAUGGGUGACAUUUGGGGGUCAGAUUUCCGAUGAGGUAGCAGAGCAGCUAAUGACUAUCGCCUAUGAGAGUGGAGUAAACCUCUUUGACACAGCUGAAGUUUACUCAGCCGGGAAAGCUGAAAUCAUACUUGGAAAUAUCAUCAAGAAGAAAUGCUGGAGGAGGUCAAGUCUAGUGAUCACUACCAAGCUUUACUGGGGAGGAAAAGCAGAAACAGAAAGAGGUCUCUCAAGGAAGCACAUUAUUGAAGGUCUGAGAGGGUCUUUACAGAGGUUACAGUUAGAAUAUGUGGACGUCGUCUUUGCCAAUCGCCCUGAUAACAACACUCCUAUGGAGGAGAUCGUGAGGGCAAUGACUCAUGCUAUAAACCAGGGAAUGGCCAUGUACUGGGGGACAUCACGCUGGACAGCUAUGGAGAUAAUGGAGGCAUACUCUGUGGCAAGGCAGUUCAACCUGAUCCCUCCAGUGUGUGAGCAGGCCGAGUAUCACUUCUUCCAGAGAGACAAAGUGGAAGUGCAGAUGCCGGAGCUGUAUCAUAAAAUAGGUGUGGGUGUGGUGUCCUGGUCUCCUCUGGCCUGUGGAAUCAUCACAGGAAAGUAUGAAAAUGGUGUCCCAGAAUCCUCUAGGGCAGCAAUGAAGUCAUACCAGUGGCUGAAGGAUAAGAUAGUGAGUGAGGAUGGACGAAAACAACAGGCUAAGCUGAAGGAGCUGAGUCACAUUGCAGAAAAGCUUAGCUGUACACUACCGCAACUUGCCGUGGCUUGGUGCUUACGGAAUGAGGGUGUGAGUUCAGUUCUGCUGGGAAGCUCCAAUCCUGCACAACUCACAGAAAACCUAGGUGCAAUACAGGUGCUUCCAAAGAUUACACCUCACAUUGCCUCAGAGAUUGACAAAAUUCUGGGCAACAGACCCCACAGUAAGAAAGACUAUCACCACUGAGGGAUUCUGGGAUUGAAAAGGAUAUGUGUCAUUCCUGAUCUGUCAGUGUGUCUCCCACUGUUAUGUGGGAUUACUGUAGACCAUUGCUGUUAUAUCCUCAUAAUGGCAGUAUAUUCUGCCCAUACUGUUUCAGUGUGUCUUGAGUCAGUCAAAAGAGCCAUGCAUGCUUAAGUGUGUUAAUGGUCAAUCAUCCCUCGUCCCCCGAGUCUGUUUGAAUCAUCAUGUCUGAUGAUAAAAAGUUAAGCUUUAAUUAAUUGUACUUUGAUAAGGGACGCUGCAGAUAUAUUGGAUAAAGAUGCCUGUAUGAAUACACAAUGUGAUUCUGAUAUACUGUACAAGUUGAAACAGCAUAGAAAUGAUGUACAAAUACUGUGCUUUCCAAACUGUGUGGCAUUUUCCUCUAAAAAUCUAAAUACCAAUUUCCAUACCAGUGUAUGCCUGUUGUCUAUUCACGGUUGUGCUGUGUUCUGUUUUUACCACAAAUCUUUAUGUACCUAUUCAAGAGAAUCUGAUAUUCUGCUGCUGGAUUUUACAGUUAAAAUUCAGACAUCGUUUUGUGUUUUAUUUAAUAGCUUUGUUUGUAAAUGGCAGCGAUCAUGCUGGUGUCGUUGCUUGUGUUUAAGCUGCUCCUGCAGAUUUCAGAUUUGGAGAGAAAUGUAGUAUGAUGCAUAGCAUAAUACUAUUUAUUUAAAUCUGACUGUUCCAAUGAAAUGGUCAAACUGUUUACAGAUUUGUCAUAUAGGCUAUAAAGUACCCUAAUUGUUCAGUUUGCUUUUAGAAAUGAAAUAAAAAGCUCCUCUACAAA